This is a messenger RNA of Ramularia collo-cygni, 3312 nucleotides long. Its product is annotated as related to protein carrier KAP123. The record is from RefSeq and is a predicted model, not a curated record. Lineage: Eukaryota; Fungi; Ascomycota; Dothideomycetes; Mycosphaerellales; Mycosphaerellaceae. Gene Ontology annotation, molecular function: nuclear import signal receptor activity; small GTPase binding. The transcript is spliced from 2 exons. Gene Ontology annotation, cellular component: cytoplasm; nucleus. Gene Ontology annotation, biological process: protein import into nucleus. Bases 1 to 3312 code for a protein of 1103 amino acids.
AUGGACGAACAGGAAUUCGUUGCGCUCUUGCAGGCGCUUUUGGAGCCAGACACCCAAAAGGUGAAGGCGGCCACCARCCAACUGAAUAAGACAUACUACAACUCCCCCGCGUCUGUCAGUGCCCUGAUACACAUCAUCAUCAACCACCCUGAGGCACCACUCCGCCAGCUCGCAGCCGUCGAGGCCCGCAAGCUUGUCCACAAGCACUGGGCGGCUGUUCCCGACGAGCAGAAGCCGCAGCUUCGCGAGCAGCUGCUCAAGUCCACCAUCGACGAGGAGAAGCAGCUCGCACGCCACAGCAAGGCCCGCGUCAUUGCAUCCAUUGCCAAGGUUGAUCUCGAUGAGGGCAAAUGGCAGGAGCUGCCUGGCAUUCUGCAGCAGGCUGCCACGAGUGAGACCGCUCACCACCGUGAGGUCGGCAUCUACAUCAUCUACACAUUGCUUGAAACCAUGCCCGACAUGUUCCAGGAGACUAUGGGCGACAUGCUAGCCCUGUUCAACCGCACAAUCCAAGACCCACAGUCUGUCGAGGUCCGCAUCAACACCAUGCUGGCUUUAUCCGAGCUGGCCAUGGUCCUGGACACAGAAGAGGAUGCCAACAGCUUGAAGAGCUUCCAGAGCACUAUCCCACACAUGGUCAAGGUUUUGGAAACUGCUAUUGCUGGCGAGGAUGAGGAGAACACUAUGCUGGCUUUCGAUGUCUUCAACAAGCUGUUGAGCUACGAGAGCGCCUUCCUCAAUGCUCACUUCGCCGACCUACUGCAGUUCUUUAUGCAGGUCGCGGCCAAGUCUGACAUCGACGAUGACGCGAGAUCGCAGGCCCUCAGUUUCCUCAUGCAGGCCGUGCGGUACCGCAAGCUCAAGGUUCAGAGCUUAAAGGUCGGCGAGACCAUGACCAAGAUGUGUCUCCAGGUUGCUACUGAGCUCGACGAGCUACCCUCCGAGGAGGAUGAUAUGUCUCCAGCGAGAUCUGCACUGGGCUUGUUGGACAUUCUCAGCGAGAGCCUGCCGCCCAGCCAAGUGGCCGUGCCGCUUCUCAAGGCCAUUGGACCAUACGUCCAGGACAGCCGACCCGAGUACCGCAGAGCUGGUAUCCUUGCCCUCGGCAUGUGUGUCGAAGGUGCGCCAGACUUCAUUGCCACUCAACUGAAGGAGAUCCUGCCACUUGUUCUGCAUCUCCUCGAGGAUUCCGCUAUCAGUGUGCGAAGCGCUGCACUCAACGGCGUCACGCGCCUCUCGGACGAUCUUGCUGAAGAUAUGGGCAAAGAGCACGCGAGACUGAUCCCUGCUCUCAUUCGCAACUUCGACCUGGCCGGACAGGGGAUGCGCAACUCGAAGGAGGGAUCCGAGGAGCAUGAGCUGAACACCCACAUCGUCAAAGCUAGUGCCAUGGCCGUUGAUUCUCUGAUCGAGGGUCUUGAGCCCGAGAGCGCUGCUCUCUACGUGAACGAGCUCAUGCCCCGCUUCAGCACCUACAUCGACCAUGACGACUACAAGGUGCAGAUGGCCGUGGUCAGCGCUGUUGGUAGCAUCGCCAGCGCAUCCGAGAGUGCUUUCAAGCCUUUCUUCGAGGAGACCAUGCGAAGCCUCGGCAAGUUUAUCGAGAUCAAGGAUGGCGAGGACCAGCUUGAGCUCCGCAGCAUGGUCAUCGAUUCUCUUGGGAAAAUCGCCAGCGCCGUUGGUCCCGAGGACUUCCAGCCAUUUGUCACACCUCUCAUGCGUGCCAGUGAGGAGGGCUUGCAUUUGGACCACCAGAGGCUAAAGGAGACCAGCUUCAUCCUCUGGAGCACGCUCGCCCGAGUAUACGAGGAAAACUUUGAAUCGUUCUUGGAAGGUACUGUCAAGUCUCUGUUCGAGUGCCUUGAUCAGGAAGAGACCGAUUCAGAAGUACAACUUGGUGCUGAGGCAUCUGAUCUUGUUGGACAGGAAAUCACCAUUGCCGGCAAGAAGAUCAAGGUUGCUGGCGCCGGUGGCGUUAACGAGGAUGAUAUCGCUGAGGACGACAUUGUCAAGGCAUUGAUGGAGUCUGCCGACGAUGACGACGAUGACUGGGAUGAUCUCGGUGCUGUGACUGCUGUGGCCAUGGAGAAGGAGAUUGCCGUCGAGGUCAUCGGAGACAUCAUGACCCACACCAAGGGCAAGUACAUGCCAUAUAUGCAGAAGACGAUCGAGACCGUGCUCCCACUUCUCGAUCACAGCUUCGAAGGUGUGAGGAAGAGCGCCAUAAGCACAACAUGGCGCGCCUACGCCUGCCUCUUCGGAUUGGCGGAGGACAAUGGCAUGGCCAAGUGGCAGCCAKGUUUCCCCGUCAAGGUCAAGCCAACCGCUGACCUGGAGAAAUUGGGCGAUCUCGUCAUGAAGGGCACCCUCGCCCUGUGGGAGGAAGAGGUUGACCGCGCUACCGUUACCGAGAUCAACCGCAACAUGGCUGCCACUCUCAAGCUCUGCGGCCCUGCGGUGCUUACCCCUGUGGGAGGCCAGACUUCGACCCCGCUUGAACAGACCACCGCACACAUUCUGCUCAUUCUGCAGCGCCAGCAUCCUUGCCAGAAGGAUGAGGACGACUACGAUGAGCCUGCUGCCGUGGAGGGGGAGUCGGCUGAGUAUGACUGGUUGGUUGUUGAGACCGCCAUGGAGGUCGUCGCUGCCCUCGCCACUGCUCUAGGAGAGCAAUUCGGCGAGCUAUGGAAGAUCUUUGAGCCUCUGAUCUUCAAGUACUGUUCGUCCCAGGAACGCUUUGAGCGCUCUGCUGCUGUCGGCACCAUGGCAGACUGUAUCGAGGCCAUGGGUGCAGGCUGCACUCCAUACACGGAGCGCAUCUUGAGCCUUUUGGGCAAGCGAUUGGGCGACGAAGACCCAGAGACCAAGAGCAACGCUGCUUUCGGCAUGGGCCUCUUGUGUGCAAACAGCAACGACGGCAAGACGAUCCUGCCUAAAUACAACUCCAUCCUCAGCAUGUUGGAGCCGCUCCUGCAGACCGCCAAGGCGGAUGCCAGCGAGGGCGAGGCUCGUCUGCUCGACAACGCCGCUGGCUGCGUUAGCCGCAUGAUCAAGAAGUCUCCCGACAGUGUUCCGCUCGAGCAGGUUCUCCCACGCCUUGCUGAGCUUCUGCCAUUGAGGGAGGACUUCCGCGAGAACGAGCCAGUGUUUGACAUGAUCAUCAGCCUUUACCAGGCUCAGAACUCGGUGAUUCAAGGUCUGACACAGCAACUCAUGCCUGUGUUCGAAAAGGUGUUGGCGCCGCCAGAGGAGCAGCUCAGCGAUGAGACCCGAGGCAAGCUGACAGAGCUUGUGCAGUACCUCCGUGGUUGA